AACAUUGUUGGACGCGUUGCGGAUAUGCCCGCUUCAGUUUCUAAUCUCGCUAAUCUAUAGCUUUCAUUCAAAUCGAUAUUCUCUAUCGCCGCAUGUUAUCUUGCCAUAAUCGUUGUUCAAACGCACUGUACCAUUGCCUCACGACCGUUUUUUGCAUUUGCAUGAAUACCGUUUUGAAUGGAAAUUUGAUCCAGUCAUUUGUUGGUCGCUCGCCAGCAAAGCGUUGGAAUGCUGUCCUAGUACAGUGUCAUCACUUGCCAAUUGUGGGUGUGCUUCUCUUCGCCAGCAGUGUGGCGUUCUGUGCCUCUAGUGCCAUGUCCUAGCCCGUGUUGGGCAUGGUUUCUGAACAGGAAUGGACACUACAUACUAUAUUCUGAUUGAAAGACAGCUUGAACGCUUUGCAUAAAGUCCGGUUGCCAAUGGCCUAUGUAACAAUAU
Messenger RNA from Suillus paluster, 438 nucleotides. RefSeq lists its product as uncharacterized. The coding region runs from base 93 to 323 and encodes 76 amino acids. The transcript has 2 exons. Lineage: Eukaryota; Fungi; Basidiomycota; Agaricomycetes; Boletales; Suillaceae. The record is from RefSeq and is a predicted model, not a curated record.